AUGAUUCCCGGUGAAACCAAUAAGACGCAAAUGAUUCCCGGUGAAACCAAUAAAACACCAAUGAUUCCCGGUGAAACCAAUAAGACACCAAUGAUUCCCGGUGAAACUAGUAUUACACCAAUGAUUCCCAGUGAAACCAAUAAGACACCAAUGAUUCCCAGUGAAACCAAUAAGACACCAAUGAUUCCGAGUAAAACUAGUAAGACUCCAGUGAAAUGA
This is a messenger RNA of Lottia gigantea (owl limpet), 219 nucleotides long. RefSeq lists its product as hypothetical. Lineage: Eukaryota; Metazoa; Mollusca; Gastropoda; Lottiidae. Bases 1 to 219 code for a protein of 72 amino acids. The record is from RefSeq and is a predicted model, not a curated record. The transcript has a single exon.